Molecule: messenger RNA, 4441 nt
Organism: Phoenix dactylifera (date palm)
Lineage: Eukaryota; Viridiplantae; Streptophyta; Magnoliopsida; Arecales; Arecaceae
Source: RefSeq, a predicted model, not a curated record
AUGGGCGAUGGUCCUGGAUGCCUUCCAGUCCGUGAUUCUUCUUCCUUCCCACCAUCCUUCAACUAGUGUCUCGUCCGUGAUUCUUCUUCCUUCCCACCAUCCUUCAACUAGUGUCUCGUCCGUGAUUCUUCUUCCUUCCCACCAUCCUUCAACUAGUGUCUCGUCUUUGUAGGAGUUGAAGGGAAAAAAUGGCGAUGGUCCUGGAUGCCUUCGUCUCUCGUUUGUGUACGAGGCUAUUAACCUAUGUAGAGGAAGAGGCUGCCAAGAUCUUGGGUGUGCCCGAGGAAAUCAAGAAGCUUCAUAGGAGGUUGAAGAGAAUGCAGGCCAUUCUCGCUGAUGCAGAGAAUAGAUGCUUUGACAACAAGGCCAUCAACCUUUGGCUGAAAGAGCUGCGAGAUCUCAUGUACGAUGCAGACGACAUCAUCGAUGAAUGCCAGAUUGAGGGCGAGAAGCUUCUCAGCUCAGAUUCAUCAUCAUCUUGUUGUGGUGAGUUGGUAUGUUGUUGCUAUCCUCCUAUUUCUUGCUGGCAUGAAGGUAAAUUCCGUCAGGAGAUUGGCCACAGAAUUAGAAAUCUCAACCGUGAGCUUGAACAACUUGCCAAGGACAAAGAUGACCUCCAUCUUACGCCUGCUCCUUGUGACGACCGCUACAAGAGUAGAAUAAGCCGCAAGACAUCUCCUAUUGUUGAACCUGAUCUUGUGGGAGAGAAAAUUGAGGAUGAUACAAGGAGGUUGGCGGAUUUGCUGAUAAAGGAAGAUAAUAAAAAAAUCCAAGUGUUUGCCAUUGUUGGCAUGGGGGGGAUAGGCAAAACUACUCUUGCUCAGAACAUUUACAAUGAUAAGAACCUUCGGGACAACUUCAACCCAAAGUUAUGGAUUUGGUUGUGCGUGUCCCAAGAUUUCUUCGAGUUCGAUUUACUGAGAUCUUUCAUAAAGCAAGCUGGAGGUGAUCCUGGAGAGGCUAAGGAGAAGGAAGUGCUCGAACCCAUGCUUAGCCAAGUCAUUAUGAACAAGAAAUUCUUUCUAGUCUUGGAUGAUGUUUGGGAUGCGCAAGUUUGGGAUGCGCUACUGAGAAAGCCCUUGCAUAGUGGUUUGGCAGAUAGUAGAAUUUUGAUAACAAGUAGACAUGAAGCCAUUGCUAGACAGAUGGGAGCAGUAUACAUCCAUAGGGUGGAGAAGUUGUCUCAAGAGGAUGGUUGGUCAUUAAUUUGCAAGAUAGUGUUUGAGGAAUAUGAGGAAGGAGACAUGCAUCUGUUAAGUGAUGUCGGGAUGAGAAUUGUAGAGAAAUGUGAUGGCCUUCCACUUGCUCUUCGGAUUGUUGGAGGGGUUCUUCGAACCAAGGAGAAAAGGCAUUCAGAAUGGGAAAAAGUCCUCUCUAGUCCAGCAUGGUCUUUUACGAAACUUCCAAAAGAGGAGAUGGGCCCGUUGUACUUGAGCUAUCUGGAUUUACCACCUCCUCUGAAGCAGUGCUUCACUUCCGUUACAUUAUUUCCUGAGGACUUCCCAAUUCGUGGAGGUCCUUUUGGCAAUAGAUGUAUUGCAGAGGGCUUUGUAACAUCCGAAGACGGUACACCUUUGGAAGAUGUAGCAGAAGGGUAUUGGAAGGAGUUGGUGCAAAGGAACCUUCUACAGCCAUAUCCUCAAUAUUAUGAUGAAAAAGGUUAUAGGAUGCAUGACCUCCUGCAGUCUGUAGCUCAGCAUAUAGUAGGGGAUGAGUGCUUCGUCGGAAAUGCACGAGCAUUUGAAAACAAGAUCAUGUCCUCCUCUUCAUCAAUAAAACUACGCCGUUUAUCAAUUGUAGAUGAAAACUUAGAAACUAUACCUGACUUGAUAAUGAAACAGACAUCCUUGAGGACCCUGUCAUUCUUUCAUAUCCCACUUAUUCAUCAUCUUCCAGAAGAUCUCUUCAGAAAGCUGAGGAGUUUAAGGAUUUUGAAUUUACGUAAAACAGCCAUCAACAAUCUCCCAACUUCUUUAGGAGAUCUUGUGCACCUUAGAACUCUUGAUCUCUCUAAUAGUUCAAUAAGAGAGAUACCGGAGAGUAUAGGGAAUCUCAGAAAUCUCCAAUUUUUGAUACUCGGGGAUUGUAAAUAUUUGCACAGCCUCCCUAGCGGUGUCCUUAGGUUAAUCAAUCUAAAGGCUCUUGUUGUCGAGGAUGCACCACUUGAUGGUAUACCAAUAGGAAUAGGGAGACUGCGACAACUACAUACACUAGUAGGAUUUGUGGUGAAUGGUAGCAAGGGCUGCAGAUCUGGAGUAGGAGAAGAUGUCAGGGAGCAGGAGCACAAGAGAUAUCAACACAGGAGGUUCUGCACCUUGGAAGAGUUGAAAUCCCUCUCCCAGCUCAGGUGUAUGAGAAUGGUCAAAUUGGAGAGGGUAUCAGACAGGGCUGAAGCAAAAGCUGCAGCACUUCAAGCCAAGCCCCAUCUCAUGGUUCUAUUUCUGCAUUGCACCCUACUGAGCAGCUCUUUUGAUGUGCAGCAGCCUUGUGCAGAUGAUUACGAGGAGGAAGAUAUCAAGAGAAUAGGGGAGGUCUUCGAGGAGCUCCACCCACCGCCAUGCCUUGAAAAGCUUGAAAUCAAUGGCUACUUCGGCCGUGAGUUUCCUAGCUGGAUGAUGACACCUUCCUCGUCAUCGCUCCGCAACCUGCAAUGGCUGGAUCUCAAGAAUUGUGGUCUAUGCUGGCCACUUCCACCCUUGGGAAUGCUGCCACAACUAUGUUACCUCUCGAUUUCAGGUGCUUCUGCAGUCACGAUCAUCGGGCCUGAAUUCUUGUUGCUGGCAGGGGGUAGUGCUGGAGCAAGAGGGCGGAAUGGAAGAAAAACAAACUCUUGCUUCUCCUUCCCCAAACUAGAGACACUUGUAUUUGAAAACAUGCCUAAUUGGGAAGAAUGGUGGUGGCAGUGGGCGGAGGAGGACAACCAGACAACAUCGUUGCUACCUUCUCUUAAGAUAUUGAUCAUUAAUAGAUGUCCGAAGUUGAGGUCUCUUCCGGAGAGCCUCCUUUGUCAUGUCACCGCCCUGACGACAUUACAAAUUACACGUGCCCACAGCUUGAGAAAUAUACAAAACCUCCCCUCUCUUACAGAGUUGAUCUUGGCCCACAACUCAAGUUUGGAGAGAGUGUCCAACUUUCCUAUACUCAAACACAUAGAUGUUGAGGAUUGUGAGGAAUUGAAGGUUGUGGAGGGUGCGAAUGCCGUGGAGCACAUACAGCUCGAUGAUCGAGAAGCAGAGUCUCUCCCAGAGUGGUUAGUGGGUGCUGGUGAAGAACAACUGUGCUUCCCUUUCGUCCACAAGUUGACUCUCUCCAACAAAAUCUAUCGCCGAGGGCUGUCUGAUUGGCCUCUAAUCUGAUGGCACAUCUUGAAGCAAUCAGUUCCUCCUCUCUAUUUACAUCUGCUUUAAAAAGCAAGAGAUUACUUGCCAACUCCGUGAUACUCUGCACCAUUCUCGUCCUUUCAGAUUGAUAUCUCGGUAUAGGAUUGGCACUUUCUCCUUCAACGCCAGUAUCUCUCGUCUUCAACAACAUCAAGCAACAGCAAUAAAUGGCAUGCAAAAAGAAGUUUGAGAGGCCCAACAGACCAGCUUUAACUCCUUGUUUCAUAGCUGUGGUUCCAGCAGUGUCAUAUAUAGCACAAGCAAUUACCCAUCUACGGUAUGAAUUCUAAAAACCAUUGGUUGGAAACAUGCAUUAAUAUACAAUUAUGAGUUCAGAGACUAAAUAGGAAAGUCAAGACUAAGUCUUUCUGGUUCUCAUGCAGGCGAAGGAUUAAUGACAGCAAGAUACUGUUGUUCCAGUUCUCAUUGUUUCACAAGCUUAAACAGAAGAAUUUAGCAUUUUUUGCCUCCCACUAAGAUCAUUAUUGACAUGCCAAUGCCCACAGGUGAAUGGUGCAUCUUGGAAGAGAGAGAGAUUCUCUCCCAGCUCAAGUCCUUCAAGUAACAAAACAAUCUCCAAUGAGCUAACGUUCACUUGGGAGGAGUGGGGAAUUAGGAUGAAGAUUCUGGUAUGCUUUUGAGGAGCUCUACCCUCCACCAUGAAAAGAUCUUAGCAUCAGAGAUUUGUAAUGUUAAAGCCAUGCUUUUGAACAGAACCUCUGUUAUUAGAUAGAAACAACGUCCGUCCAGGCAUGUUGUUGGAUCGUGAUCAUCAUGCUGGAGAACUUUUUUUCGUCAACUUUGUGUUGAAAAGAUAAACUUAAUUUAAUGAAUGAUUUUUGGGAGGAUUUAUGAAUAUGUGAAGGGUCACCUUGAGAGUGGUGAUUCAUGUAUAUGUAUUUAAGUAGUUCAUGUCUUUUGGGUUUUCUAUGUGCAUUUAAGUGGUUCAAUGUACUUAGGUUUAUUCAUGUACCUAGAAGUCCUAUAAAUACCAUGUAAGUCUUAUAGUUUUGUAAGCAAGGCAAGAGCCAAAGUGAAUAGAAAAAAUCUGAAGUAUUCUU